Messenger RNA from Camponotus floridanus (Florida carpenter ant), 3096 nucleotides. It is a transcript of the gene hzg, whose product is annotated as carboxy-terminal domain RNA polymerase II polypeptide A small phosphatase 1. Bases 1426 to 2313 code for a protein of 295 amino acids. NCBI's taxonomy places the organism in Eukaryota, Metazoa, Arthropoda, Insecta, Hymenoptera, Formicidae. The record is from RefSeq and is a predicted model, not a curated record. The transcript is spliced from 4 exons. Gene Ontology annotation, molecular function: RNA polymerase II CTD heptapeptide repeat phosphatase activity.
UGGAAACCGACUAUUAUAUUCGUUCCGUAACCAAAUUGAUACAUUUGAUGGAAACUAGACUUUUGAUACGUCAUUUUAAUCGUAAUUUGAUAUUGAAGGUCUUAUGGCUCGUACACAUCGAAGAUUGAGAUUACGCAUGAAAUUUGACAAAUCGAAAUAAAAAUUAUUUUUCAUUCCGAUGCAAAUCCGACGCAAUCUCCAUUCUAAUACAGGAUCCGAUAAAACUCGUCAGAUCAGAUUACGUAUUGAGAAUUGGAAUUUAGUCAAAAGGAAAGCGACUAAAACUUCCCUGUCCCGAUUGGUCAAGUUUUAAUCUUCAAUGCACGUAUUCUGAUACGAGCUUAAGGCGCAGUACAAAGAUUGUCCAAUUGCAUCGACAAGUCGCGGUUAAUGUGUACAUACACAUAUCGAAUAUUAAUAUAUUUCCCUUUUUUCCUUUUCACCGUAUAUACAUUUGAAGUUACACAUUACGCACACAAGGUCGCGGAUCGUGGCCGAUUGUCAUUUCAGCGACAAGCAUGUGCGCGCGCGACGCGACACGCGUAAAGAUCCUCCGUAUCGAGGCAUCCUCGCAGCCACAAGGAUGAGGAAGCUGUACACGUCGAUCAGUCUCGAAAAGUAGACUUUCAUUCGUGGCUCAAGGCCAGGCCAGGCGCCGCCUCGACAACAUGGCCAAGUUUUCUACGUCGCAGUCUGGACGUGCGUAGACUGGACGUAGGUCGUGUGUCCGAAAGCGCGAGCCCCGGAGAGUACGUCGUCGAAAUCGACGCCCUCGUUCCACGAAGCGAAACCGAAGCGUGCCGAGGCGAGGCGCCGUCAUGUCGUGGAACGAAUAGCAAUGAGCCGAUAGGUGUGGCGCGUGAAAAGGGAAAGGCGCGCGUCGUCCCCGGAGCUACGAGGAAUGGCGUAGUGCGCACGUGUCCCGGGAGAAGCAAGACGCCCGAAGUGGCUCGCGGCAUUCGUCAUCAACGACAUUCGAUCAGCGAGAGCUUCGUUGCUCCGAUUCAAGCGCCCGCGGUUGCUCCAGUGUGCGUGUGUCACAUAGUACACGCAUAGUACAGUGGUGUGCGCGUGUGUCAUUCCUGCGCCUAUGCGUCUCCAUUCGCGCGGGAGGGGAACGACGGCGACGCGGCGGCGGUGGCGGUGGUGGGGGGGAGUGACGCGAGCGAGAGAGUGAGGUUAGCUUGUGUGCGUCGCGCUCUCUCUCCCUCUCCUUCUCACGCGCGCGUGCCAAUCGCGUCUCUCUGUCGCGCGCGCGCGCGCGCUCUCUCUCUCCCUCGCACACCCUGCGUCUCUCGCGCGCGCUGGCCCGUUCACUCGCUCGCUCGCUCGCACGCUCGUCCGUCCGUCCGUCGACUGGCGCGCGCGCGCGCGCGUUAACGGAAUUCGCGAUCGUGCACGCAGGGACCACCGACUAAUGUUUAAAUGGACGCAUCGUCCAUUAUCACCCAAGUGUCGCGGGAUGACGAGCUAGGCGCGUUCAACAGCGAGAAAGCUCAAUUACCUCGGGAAAAUGAAGCAGCCAGCAAUAGUCCAUCGAGCAGCAAGAAGCCAAGGGGGCGCGGACUCCUGCGCUCUCUACUCUGCUGCUUCGGAAGGGGUCGUGGUGGCAGUUCAAAGAGCUCCAAGUCGAGUUCUUUACAGGGAGAUGGCCGUGGUUCGCCACCACCAGGCACCGGAUCUCCGAGAUUCCUCCUGCCGCCGAUUAGGCAUCAAGACAUGCACAAGAAGUGCAUGGUAAUUGAUUUGGACGAGACCCUGGUGCAUAGUUCUUUCAAACCAAUCAACAAUGCGGACUUUGUUGUUCCUGUAGAGAUUGAUGGAACAGUACACCAAGUGUACGUCUUAAAGAGGCCUUAUGUGGACGAGUUUUUGCAGAGAAUGGGUGAAUUGUACGAAUGCGUAUUGUUCACUGCAAGCUUGGCUAAGUAUGCAGACCCAGUGGCAGAUCUAUUAGAUCGAUGGGGUGUAUUCAGAGCAAGAUUAUUUAGAGAAUCCUGUGUGUUUCAUAGAGGCAAUUAUGUUAAGGAUUUGAACAAAUUAGGUCGUGAUUUGCAACAAAUCAUUAUUGUAGAUAAUAGUCCUGCCAGUUACAUUUUCCAUCCGGAUAAUGCGGUUCCAGUGGCAUCUUGGUUUGAUGACAUGACGGAUUCCGAAUUACUGGAUUUAAUCCCCUUCUUCGAGAAACUCAGCAAUGUGGAAAAUAUCUAUACAGUGUUGUGCAACAGCAAUCAUCCUUACAAUCAGGUGCCCGCGCAAGCGGUACAAAGUAAUCAGAAUCCGCCGGGAUUAGGCUCGCUGGCUGCUUCCUAGCCCCAUCUAAAUUCUGGCAACACGGCCAGUCUUGUCGCUCAAUGCACCUUCCGGAGAAUCCUGAGGGGAUUACUCCAUGUGAGUCACUUGCUAUGCGGCGAAGAUCCUCGAAGUGCCCCUCCUUGUUGAUCUUUAGGAGAAUCGCUCCGUUAAGCGGGGCCAAAUGUCCUAUACCUUAAAAACGCGUCAUCCAAGUCGACACACAGUGACACAUAGCUGCUGAUAUCCUUCUUCCUAGCGAGAAACGCAACGAAGACUGAGUCAGCUUCGAAGCGCGAGUGUUCUUCCAUUUUGCACCAGGCAUCAAAGACGACGAACUAUAUCGGUCCUGUCUGCAUGGAUGGUAUGUGCUCGAGAAAAAGAAUCUAGCGAAGGAUGGAAUCUCCGUCGAUAGAAGAAAUUGCUUACAGAAAAGUCGCAAGAGAAGAAAGAGCAACGGUUAGGAUUAACAAUGGUGAUUGUAUACUGAGAAAAAAGGAUAUAUAGGAAGAUACAAGAGGGAAUGUGAAGAGAAAAGAAAGAAGAGAGCUUGCUCCGAGUUAUUUAAUGGGCCAUAUUGCUGUCGCUCUUUAGUUUAUUCUGUUCAAAUCAAGACACCAGCUUCAAUUAGAUCCGAUUAUAAGAAUAAUCUGAUAUAAAGAAGAUAUCAACGCUUCGACUACGUUUUCGAAUGCUUCUGACCCAAUGUUUACAGAACGUUGAAAGAGGAGAGUAACAGUAGCAGGUAGAAUUUGGAAUUUGUAUAUUUUACUUGUCAAUGUAAAAUGGAAAAAUUUCACUUUA